GUCUAAAAUCAUGCAAGUCUUCAGAAUCAGUGAACUUCUCUACCCCUAGAGGGUGCUGUCGAUUUUAAUUUCUCUUUUAAACACGACGCCAGGCGCCAUCUUUGUUGUGGUCUGAAAUGACGCAGUCGUUUUUCAGUCCUCUGAUUGGUGGCUUUGUGUCGGUCAAAGGUCGUGUGUAUUUGGCGCUUUUCGCUCACUAGCAGAAUGGCGCGUUUUCGAAGAGGAAACAAAAUGUCAAAGAAACAUAUAAACACCGAGCAGCUCCUAAAAAUGUCUUUGUGAGGUUUCUUCGUUUUUCGUUCAAAUAUUAUGUGUCCUAAUUUAUAAAGUCCUCGGAGUCGCUGUCAUUCUGCGUUAGCUUGUUGUUUCACUGCAAAACUUCAUGAAAACAAACAGCUGUCGGAYUCAACAGUUAAUAUAUUCACUGUUUUUAGUCAGUCAGGGCUGAAUAACAACCUAAAGGACCACAGCCUGAAGUUAUUACACUCUUCGGUUUCUUAAAUUAUGGCUGGUGUUGUGGCUAUGGCUUCUGUCAUCGAGGACUUUGACACACAGCCUUGUAAGAAAUGUCGCAAAGAUGGUGGCAGCUCCGUUGUCAAAACAAUCACAAAUUAUUUCUCUCCCGUGCCGAAACCUGUGCAGAAACCCUUCUCUCCUCCUCGCUCCAACAACAUCAUGAACUACUUCAGCAGGAAGACUCCACCUUCUCAAGAAAAGUCAAGUCCACCGCAAAAAUCUAAAGAAAACUGUUCAAAAUCUCCGCCUGCAGAAAAACAAACCAGCUCUGAAACGGGGAAACGGCUGCCUGAGAAACGAAAAAAGACUAAAGCUGCUAAAAAACUUGUGAGUGAAGCUGUCAGUGUGAUUGAUGAGUCGAGCUGCAUGAUUGUUGAAGAAACGCAUGAAAACAAAAACUCCAGAGCCGAUGCAGUCAGCAGGACUCUAAGCAGCGAUACAGCAGCUCAGUUAUCAAAGUUUAGACUCGUUUCUUCUGAAUCGGAUAUAUCAGACCUCACUGAUGCUAAAUCUGUCAGUGAUGAGCAGAAUGAAGGAGAAUCACCUUCAGACGGAGGCUCUAGAUCUGAAAACAAUGUCAAACAGGAGAUAGUGCCAAACGCUACUGAGUUAUCUCCAACUGUUGCCUCAAAAAAUAAAAUAAAACAGGUUAAAACUGCUGCACGAAAUGCYAAAAAGAGACGACAAAAAGAGACAAAGUGUUGCGAACCAGAGGAGAACGAAGCAGAGCGGUCACUGUGUGAGGUCAACGUGGAUGAGGCCUCUCAGCUAAACAGCAGCACGGUGACAAUCUCCUUUGAGGAUUUUGUGCGGAGUCAGAAAGAGAUGGAAGAGGACAUAAAAGAUGUCAAGGCCAAAUACGAUGUUGGUAAAAACACAACAGAAGCAGAGGAAUCGAACCCUGAGCAGUUAGAUGUCCCCAAACAUACAGACAGUGUAAGUCCAAUGGUCCCAUAUGUUCAGGUCUCACCUCGAACUGUCACCUUCCAGGCUGAGGUUCAUGCAUCCAAACAGGAAGCCGUUAGGGCUGUGGGGAAAGUAGCUUCCAUUUUUACCAAGAAAAAAGGAUCCAGCAGCCCUGCAGAGGUUGUCUCAUCGCCUCACGUAAAGUACGAACACCAAAGUCCAACUUCUCCAAGCGUGAAGCAAAAAUCCAACGUAGUUCUUCAAGAGGAGGAUCUGGAGUUGGCCGUGAUCGAGAGCGAAUCCACGCCGAGGUGCAGCGAAGCGGAGAGGAAGCAGUUCAUGGCUGCCUUCAAACAGCCCAGCCUGGACGGGUCCAAAACCAGAGCUGUGAAAAACCAAGGCAAACAAAAGCAAGGUGAAGAGAAGACCGUGGAGGCUGCAGACAAAACGACCGAAGAUGAUGUGAUUGCUUCUCCCGGUGCCCAGGCCUCUCAGAACAAGGAAACUGAGAAGAAACCUAAAAGAGGAAAAAACAAAGUUAAAGAUGAAAAAGAGGCAGUUGUUUCAUCACCUGCUGGUACAGCUGUGGAAGGAACGGUGACAAUCGCUGGAGACGACAAAAAGGACAGUCCUCUCGUCGCCUCGAGUCCUUCAGUCCCAGCYCUGAGGAGGUCCAGGCGAGAAGCUGUUCUCAGUCAAACACCUGAAACCACCACAGCAWCUCCUGUCCGAAAAACCAGGAGACAAAAUGAGUCGAAGGAGGUGGAGACUGCCGUUUUACCUGAGGACAGUCCUCUAAAACUGUCCACUCCAAAGAYACGCAGGUCCAAACAUGGCAUCUUCGUAGCACAGAUGAUGUACUCACCUAACGCCAAAGGAAGUCCAAUCAGGAUUAAAUUCAGUAGAGUUCAUAAAAAAUCCACAUCUAAGGCUGAAAGUGGAAGUGACAAAACUGCUUUGACAACUAAAACGAUAAAUGAGUCCAAAAAAAGGAARCAGGCAAAGAAGCUGGUGGAAAAAGCCAAAAUGAUUCAGCAAAGCAAGAAGACUUGUGUGGAGAAAGAAACGUUAAGGAGGUCGUCACGAGUCAAGACCUCCGUCAAGAGGAGCUACAGUGAAGACGAGGAUUCUGUUAUCUGUGUGGAGGACCUGACCUCCACUUCUCAUGUCGCACCAGAAAAGAGUAAAACUCAGAAACCUUUACGAAGUCUGAAUGAMGUCCUGGGUAAAGCCAAUCCAGCUGGCAAAGAAACCAAAACUGUCCCAGGCUCCAAAGCGGCCUCGCUGAGUCAGGAGAAGUCCUCUCAGAGGGCGUCCGCUGUGAUUUCCAUCUUCGAUGAGAGCAGCCACGAGGGAUCUGAAAACUCCCAGGAUGACGAGCAGUUCAGGGCACGCAGGGAGUUCUUGAGGAGCGGUUUGCCCGAGUCCUUUAAAAAACAGAUGGCAAAGACCGCUGCCACCAAAGAGGCGUACUCCGUCUCCUCUUCCUCCUUCCAGGCUGUCACACACACAACACAACCACCAGAGGAUUGUCCUCUUUGGACUCUGCUGUGGCCCGAGUCGUCCUCACUGAAACAUCUGAAAGAGAUUUGGAGCCGAACUUUGAACCGACUUCCUUUUGUUAGUGACUCCCUCUGUGUGAAGACAGUACCAGCCUGCAGGAAAGUCUAUGCAAAGGGAUCGGGUUGGAGGCCUAAAUUCUCUGAAAGUAUUCGCCAGCUUCUGAUGGAGGAGUUCAAAACGUCAAACUCUCACUUCCCCGCACAGACAAUCUUCGCUCGCUUCCUGAAGAGACGUGCCGAGYAUCAGCAACAGUUCACAGCUUCUGUCGAGCCAGAAGCUGUGACCAAAGACAAGACCUGCACCCCACAUCCGGCUGAAUCUGCUGGAAGGAAGAGGAAGAGGAGUGAAGAUCAGAGGGAAGGUAUGAUGAAGAUGGCUAAAAAGGAUAAAACAAACCAUUCAGCAGAGAACGCCUCCAAGGCUGAACAGGAGCCACCGAAAAGAGGGAGACGAAGAUCGAGGGUGAAAGAGAAGGAGGAGGAGGGGAUGAAGGAGAAACCCRAACCUGCUCCUGUCUCGUCUGAAGAGGAUUCUGUUAUUGUGCUGGAUGACCCGACUUUGGAGGAGGACAUCAGAAAGAAAGGUGUGAAAGAGGAUUUGUUAUGGACAGACAAAUAUCAGCCUCAGCUCUCCAGUGACAUCAUAGACAACACAGCUGCAGUGAAGAGGCUUCACAGCUGGCUGAAGGAGUGGAAACUUCGCACAGACAGAGAAGAGAGAAAAAAUCAGAAGGAGAAGAAACCAGAAGAAGGCAGCAGUGACUCAGACUGGGACUGUGGAGACAAUGACUGUCAGGACACGGAGGACAUGCUGUGUAACACAGUCCUCAUCACAGGACCCACUGGAGUUGGAAAAACCGCUGCGGUCUAUGCUUGUGCUCAAGAGCUCGGCUUCAAGGUAUUUGAGGUGAAUGCCUCAUCGCAGCGAAGUGGUCGUCUAAUACUCUCUCAGCUGAAGGAAGCUACUCAGUCCCACCAGGUGGACAGUCAGGGGGUCAAUGCCUACAAACCCACCUAUUUUAACAGCUAUGGAGCAAACAGCAGCUCUGCUAAACCUGGAGUUUCUCCAAGAAAGGUUAACUCCCCUCGUAAGGUGGUCUCCUCUCCCAGGAAAACUCCCCAGUCGCCGAGGAGUGCUAAAAAAGGAGGUCUGGCKCCAACCUCUUUAGCUAAGUUCUUUAAACUGGCUCAACCCACCAACAAAGAACCACCUAAAACUACAAAAAAAGAGGAGAAAGCUUCUUCGAAGAAAUCCAUAAAAGGAAAUGAGAAUGGUGAUCAAAGCAGCAACACUAAAGAGAAGACGAGCAAGGAGCUGAACAAGACGGCUACGUCACUUAUCCUGUUUGAAGAAGUGGACGUUAUUUUUGAAGAUGACUCRGGCUUUCUCGCUGCCAUCAAGACCUUCAUGAGCACCACAAAGAGGCCCGUCAUCCUCACUACCAGUGAUCCUGCUUUCAGUGCCAUGUUUGAUGGAAGCUUAGAAGAGAUUCAUUUCAAAACUCCUUCACUUCUGAGCGUGAGCAGCUACCUGCAGCUGCUGUGUUUGGCUGAAGACGUCAGGACGAACCCGGCAGACGUCGGCUCUCUGCUUAGACUCAACGGUUGUGACAUCAGGCAGAGUUUACUGCAGCUGCAGUUCUGGAGUCGGAGCUCAACAAGGCCGCACACUGGAUGGAAUGCUGAUUUGAAGGCAGAGCCUGAAGGAGCAGCUGACAGCUCGUCCAUCUUACCUCCCUGUGACACCGGCUGCACUGAGAGCAAACUGGGCCUGCUGAAUGUUGAUCCUGAUCGAGACAUUUGGGAGCUGCUCAGGAGCCAGAGUUUGAUGGAGGAGCUGAUUUGUUGGGAACUUCUGACAGACAGCUGGCGGCGAGGAGUUGAUCUUCUCUACUCCAACAUGGAGACCCUCCUACCUCUUCCUCGCACAAAACUGACUACCUCCAAACUCUCUAAACCCGAGCGCCAGCGACCCGUCGACCYGUCUCAGCAGCCGGCUGAUUGUUCAGACGACGGCAGUCCAGUCAAAGUGUCCAACAGAAUGAAGAUGAAUAAAAAACGACGCGGCCUCGCUGAACGGGACGGACUGCUCUCUGACUCAGACUCAGAAGAUGGAUUUCUCUCUCUCUGCAAACCGCAGAGCCAUCCUGAAAAAGAGGAAGUUAAAGCGAGCGUUGUUUCUGAAACAAUAAAAAGGAGGCAGCUGACAGUAGAGGAGAGAAGAAAGAGUCUACCCGUCUCUCAUUGUCUUGAAUCGUUAGCAGACUUUUGGGACAACAUGUCCUACGUGGACUCAUGGCUGCGUUCUCGCACAGACGUUCACAGAGGAGCGCCACCGGUCAGCGCCGUCAUCAAAGACGGGAUGUCGGACGAGCUGAGGGUAGAGACUGGCAGAGGGAGCUGGUGGACGGGAGGCCGUGUUUUGGAGGUCCAGGCAGCUGUGGAGGCUCUGAGCUUCCAGAAGUGCCGCGCCUCGGUGACGGAAGCCUGGGAUAAAGUGCAACAACUGAAGGGGGAGCUGGGAAAGGAGGCCGCGGCAGAGCUGACGCUUCCUGUAGCUGCACACCGGGAAGGCUACAGCUUCACUCAGGAGGCUCUCUGCCGUCCAGAGCUCAUCCAGCGGAGAAAAGAAGCGGCGGAGAGUCUGACGUUUCAAGUGUUCGGCACUCUUGGCAACAGACGGGCGUUGGCUCUGGACUACUUUCCCACCAUGCGGACCAUCUGCAGGUCGGAGCAGCUUAAGGAGCAAGGAAAAGUAAAGCGAAGGUUCCUGCACUAUCUAGAUGCAAUCCACUUGGGUCUGGAGAAGAACACCCUGCAGCUGCUUGCUGAAGACUUUCCCUGAUCCACUAAUGUUUUCAUAUAACACACGCAGACGUCAUCAAUACCUCAGACGUUUUCUUACUUUGGCUUUUAGUAGGAACACAAAGCAUGCUGAGAGCUGAGUUGUAGGAAAUUUGUUUCCUACAUUUUUGACUGAACAUCAGCCUAAAGUUUAUUGAACUUAUUUUACCAGGAAAAACAUCUGUAAAUACAGAAAAUCUCUGAAAUAAAAGCACACGGCUAAGUAACUUUGCAUAUCUUGAGAUGUUUUGGUGCUUUGAAGGGUUUGUAUGAAUUUAAAACCUAUGUCUGGUGGGAUUAUUGUUGUUUUUUGCAGURCUGUUUUUUGUAGCUUCAUCUGUCAGUGCUUUGCACUUUUUUAAACAGUCUUUUGUAAUUGUAAGAAUGUAACAUGUAAAAUAGAUUUUUCUUCUGUAUCUGUGUGUAAAUUUUCACUUAGGGUCUUGAUUCUUGAAGUUGGUAGGAGCAGUUGUCUGAAUUACAAAUUUAUUUGUGAUAUUUUUUUCCUCAAUAUGUAUACUUUAUGUACAGUUGGUUGUUCUUUUAAACAAAUAAAGUAGUAACCCAACUAGGUCA
This is a messenger RNA of Austrofundulus limnaeus, 6404 nucleotides long. It is a transcript of the gene atad5a, whose product is annotated as ATPase family AAA domain containing 5a. The record is from RefSeq and is a predicted model, not a curated record. Gene Ontology annotation, molecular function: DNA clamp unloader activity; ATP hydrolysis activity; ATP binding. Gene Ontology annotation, cellular component: nucleus. Lineage: Eukaryota; Metazoa; Chordata; Actinopteri; Cyprinodontiformes; Rivulidae.